AUGACCACUUCUGCCGAUAUGCAACAGGCGCUUAUGGCGAAUCGGUUGAAAACCGUAGCCAUGGGCUACAUGGGAGGUCCUGUGUGCGUCAUUGGAAUCGUCACAAGUGCCCUUAGUCUCAUUCUCUUCAAACGCGACACCUCAACAACUCUUAGCACUCGUGUCCUCCUCUCAGCUAUCGCGGUGGUGGAUAUAUUCUUCCUCUUUUUUAUGUUUCUUUUAUGGUGUGUCAGACGCUUUCUUCCUCAAGAUUCACUAGCAUUCCGGCAGUUUGACAGUCCCCUAGUCUUCGGAUUCAUCUUCUAUAUGAGUAACGUUUUUGAGCUUUAUCGCAACUGGCUGGUGGUGGUGAUUGCUGUUGAGCGACUCCUCUACUUCCUUAAGCCUAUCGAAUUCAAGGUGUUAUGGAGUGUUAAAAAAGUCGCAGCUAUCCUCAUCUUCCUGUGCCUCUUUUCUUGCUUCAUUCGCAUUCCCGUACUCAUUUAUGGGAUCGCUAAAAAGUCCUCCAAACUCGAUGACUCGGUCACCAAAUUAACCCGAUUGAUCCACUCGCUGAUAGACUGUGUUGUUCUAACCCUUGCACCAGUCACCUUAAUGGUCACUUUGUCUGUAGCCACAACAUUGCGAAUUAAUGCAGUAGUUAAGACCAAACUGCGUCUAGUAAAUAGUAACUUCAGUCAGCAGCGCCGACUAUCUCAAUCACCUCAACGCCUCCUUCAAGCACACGAUCAGUUGAACCCCUUCCAGAAGCAAGAAGAUGGUCCUUCGCGAAAACAUUACCGUAUCGUGAAAAUUUUACACGCCGUCCUAAUUACCUUCAUAAUAUGCUCUACACCUUCCAUUCCUGCUUCAAUUAUGCACUUCUAUACUGUCUUUCAUGAGAUUGAGGGUGGACGAAUAAACUACGUUUCGGAGGUGCUUACAGUGAUUGCCAAUUUUGGUUCGCUGGUCAACUCAACCUCCAAUUUCUUCGUCUACGUCGCGCAGAGUAAGCGCUACCGCUACAUACUAGCCAAGAUCCUCAUGCUUGAUCGGUGUUUCGCCUCACUGCAUCGAGAGCCAAGCAGUACGCAGGAGACUUGCUGCAACUUGCAAGAGGAUGGAAAAACGCAGUAA
Hydatigera taeniaeformis is the source of this 1116-nucleotide messenger RNA. The record is from the annotation of a GenBank genome assembly. Lineage: Eukaryota; Metazoa; Platyhelminthes; Cestoda; Cyclophyllidea; Taeniidae.